Molecule: messenger RNA, 10354 nt
Organism: Globicephala melas (long-finned pilot whale)
Lineage: Eukaryota; Metazoa; Chordata; Mammalia; Artiodactyla; Delphinidae
Gene: KIDINS220
Product: kinase D interacting substrate 220
Biological process (GO): nerve growth factor signaling pathway
Molecular function (GO): protein kinase regulator activity; PDZ domain binding
Source: RefSeq, a predicted model, not a curated record
AUCUGUCAGUUUGCAGAGACGGGGGGAAAAAUGGCUGCCGGCUACGGUGAGGGCGACGCGCUGAAAGCCGCGGUCCCUCCCUUUCUAGUCUUCUGACAGCGCCUGCGGCAAAGCGGGCCCUUUCCGCCGGAGCUGUGGAAGCCGUCCUGGGGCCAGGUUCUGAGACGGUAUCGUAGCUUUCUGUGAAAAUGUCAGUUCUCAUAUCACAGAGCGUAAUAAAUUAUGUAGAAGAAGAAAACAUUCCUGCUUUGAAAGCUCUUCUUGAAAAAUGCAAGGAUGUAGAUGAGAGAAAUGAGUGUGGCCAGACUCCAUUGAUGAUAGCUGCUGAACAAGGCAAUCUGGAAAUAGUGAAAGAAUUAAUUAAGAAUGGAGCUAAUUGCAAUCUGGAAGAUUUGGAUAACUGGACAGCACUUAUAUCAGCGUCAAAAGAAGGGCACCUGCACAUUGUGGAAGAACUGCUUAAAUGUGGGGCUAACCUGGAGCACCGUGAUAUGGGAGGAUGGACAGCUCUCAUGUGGGCAUGUUAUAAAGGCCGUACUGAAGUGGUUGAGUUGCUUCUUUCUCAUGGUGCCAAUCCAAGUGUUACUGGUCUGCAGUACAGUGUUUACCCAAUCAUCUGGGCAGCAGGGAGAGGCCAUGCAAAUAUAGUGCAACUUUUACUGCAAAAUGGUGCUAAAGUCAACUGCUCCGAUAAGUAUGGAACCACCCCGUUGGUUUGGGCUGCACGAAAGGGUCAUUUGGAAUGUGUAAAACAUUUAUUGGCUAUGGGAGCUGAUGUUGAUCAAGAAGGAGCUAAUUCAAUGACUGCACUUAUUGUGGCAGUAAAAGGAGGCUACACACAGUCAGUAAAAGAAAUUUUGAAGAGGAAUCCAAAUGUAAAUUUAACCGAUAAGGAUGGAAAUACAGCUUUGAUGAUUGCAUCAAAGGAGGGACAUACAGAAAUUGUACAGGAUCUACUUGAUGCUGGAACAUAUGUGAACAUACCUGAUAGGAGUGGAGAUACUGUUUUAAUUGGUGCUGUCAGAGGUGGUCAUGUGGAAAUUGUUCGAGCACUUCUUCAAAAAUAUGCUGAUAUAGACAUUAGAGGGCAGGACAAUAAAACUGCUUUGUAUUGGGCUGUUGAGAAAGGAAAUGCAACGAUGGUGAGAGAUAUCUUACAGUGCAAUCCUGACACUGAAAUAUGCACAAAGGAUGGUGAAACACCUCUUAUAAAGGCUACCAAGAUGAGAAAUAUAGAAGUAGUAGAGCUGCUGCUGGAUAAAGGAGCUAAAGUAUCUGCCGUAGAUAAGAAAGGAGACACUCCUUUGCAUAUUGCUAUUCGUGGGAGGAGUCGGAAACUGGCAGAACUUCUUUUAAGAAAUCCCAAAGAUGGACGGUUACUUUAUAGGCCCAACAAAGCAGGCGAGACUCCCUACAACAUUGACUGUAGCCAUCAGAAAAGUAUUUUAACUCAAAUAUUUGGAGCCAGACACUUGUCUCCUACGGAAACAGAUGGUGACAUGCUUGGUUAUGAUUUGUAUAGCAGUGCCCUGGCAGAUAUUCUCAGUGAACCUACCAUGCAGCCGCCCAUUUGUGUGGGGCUGUAUGCACAGUGGGGAAGUGGGAAAUCCUUCUUGCUCAAGAAACUAGAAGAUGAAAUGAAAACCUUUGCAGGACAACAGAUUGAACCUCUUUUUCAGUUUUCAUGGCUUAUAGUAUUUCUGACCCUGCUCCUUUGUGGAGGCCUUGGUUUAUUGUUUGCUUUUACGAUUGACCCAAAUCUUGGAAUAGCCGUGUCAUUGAGCUUCUUGGCUCUCUUAUAUAUAUUUUUUAUUGUCGUUUACUUUGGUGGACGAAGGGAAGGAGAGAAUUGGAAUUGGGCCUGGGUCCUCAGUACUAGAUUGGCAAGACAUAUUGGGUAUUUGGAGCUCCUCCUCAAAUUGAUGUUUGUGAAUCCGCCUGAAUUGCCAGAGCAAACCACUAAAGCUUUACCUGUGAGGUUUUUGUUUACAGAUUACAAUAGGUUGUCCAGUGUAGGUGGAGAAACAUCAAUGGCUGAAAUGAUUGCCACCCUCUCGGAUGCUUGUGAAAGAGAGUUUGGCUUUUUGGCAACCAGGCUUUUCCGAGUAUUCAAGACUGAAGAUACGCAGGGUAAAAAUAAAUGGAAAAAAACGUGUUGUCUCCCAUCUUUUGUCAUCUUCCUUUUUAUCUUUGGCUGCAUUAUUGCUGGAAUUACUCUUCUGGCUAUAUUCAGAGUUGACCCAAAGCAUCUGACAGUGAAUGCUGUCCUCAUAUCAGUUGCGUCGAUAGUGGGAUUGGCCUUUGUGCUGAAUUGUCGUACAUGGUGGCAGGUGCUGGACUCUCUCCUGAAUUCUCAAAGGAAACGCCUCCAUAAUGCUGCCUCCAAACUGCACAAAUUGAAAAGUGAAGGAUUCAUGAAAGUUCUUAAGUGUGAAGUGGAAUUGAUGGCCAGGAUGGCAAAAACCAUUGACAGCUUCACUCAGAAUCAGACAAGGCUGGUGGUUAUCAUCGACGGGCUGGAUGCCUGUGAGCAGGACAGAGUACUCCAGAUGCUGGACACCGUCCGAGUUCUGUUUUCAAAAGGCCCAUUCAUUGCUAUUUUUGCAAGUGAUCCACAUAUUAUUAUAAAGGCAAUUAACCAGAACCUCAACAGCGUGCUUCGUGACUCAAACAUCAAUGGACAUGACUAUAUGCGCAACAUAGUUCAUCUGCCUGUUUUCCUCAAUAGUCGUGGACUAAGCAGUGCAAGAAAAUUUCUUGUAACUUCAACAGCUAAUGGAGAUAUUCCAUGCUCAGAUAAUACAGGGUUGCAGGAAGAUGCUGACAGGAGAGUUUCACAAAACAGCCUUGGAGAGAUGACAAAACUUGGUAGUAAGACGGCCCUUAAUAGACGGGAUACUUACCGAAGAAGACAGAUGCAGCGCACGAUUACUCGGCAGAUGUCCUUUGAUCUCACAAAACUGCUGGUUACAGAGGACUGGUUCAGUGACAUAAGUCCUCAGACCAUGAGAAGAUUACUUAAUAUUGUUUCUGUGACAGGGCGAUUACUGAGAGCCAAUCAGAUAAGUUUCAACUGGGACAGGCUUGCUAGCUGGAUCAACCUUACUGAGCAGUGGCCAUACCGAACUUCAUGGCUCAUAUUAUAUUUGGAAGAGACUGAAGGUAUUCCAGAUCAAAUGACAUUGAAAACCAUCUAUGAAAGAAUAUCAAAGAAUAUUCCAACAACUAAAGAUGUUGAGCCACUCCUGGAAAUAGAUGGAGAUAUAAGAAAUUUUGAAGUGUUUUUGUCUUCAAGGACGCCAGUUCUUGUGGCUCGAGAUGUAAAAACCUUUUUGCCAUGCACUGUAAAUCUAGACCCCAAACUACGGGAAAUCAUUGCAGAUGUUCGAGCUGCAAGAGACCAGAUUAAUAUCGGAGGACUUGCGUAUCCCCCGCUACCUCUCCACGAAGCUCCCCCUAGACCACCGUCGGGCUACAGUCAGCCUGCGUCGGCCUGCUCUUCUUCCGCCUCCUUCACUGCCCCGUUUGGAGGAGGGGUUGUGUCACCACAGCCUCAUAGCAGCUAUUACAGUGGUAUGACGGGACCCCAGCAUCCAUUCUACAACCGGCCAUUCUUUGCCCCUUACCUUUACACGCCAAGGUACUACCCUGGCGGCUCCCAACAUCUCAUCUCACGUCCAUCAGUAAAAACGAAUUUGCCCAGAGAUCAGAGCAAUGGCCUAGAGGUUAUCAAGGAGGAUGCUGCUGAGGGGUUUUCUUCACCCACAGACUCCUCGAGGGAGCAGACUGGGAUGAGAAAGCUAAAGCUGCCGUGGCCGUGUGACUGUGGGUUUAACAAACAGAGACAGGGAUCAGGCCCAGCCUCAGGAACAAUAUCACUGAAUUCAAUGAAUGUGGAUGCGGUUUGUGAGAAACUGAAACAAAUAGAAGGGCUGGACCAGAGCAUGCUGCCUCAGUAUUGUGCGACCAUCAAGAAGGCAAACAUAAAUGGCCGUGUGUUAGCUCAGUGUAACAUCGAUGAACUGAAGAAGGAAAUGAAUAUGAAUUUUGGAGACUGGCAUCUUUUUAGGAGCACAGUACUAGAAAUGAGAAAUGCAGAAAACCAGGUGGUCCCUGAGGACCCACGUUUACUGAGUGAAAACAGCAGCUCAGUUCCUCGCGGUGAAUCUGCGCACCGCUCGGCACACGAGUUGCCUCACACCGAGCUCUCCAGUCAGACUCCCUACACACUGAACUUCAGCUUUGAAGAGCUGAACACACUCGGCCUGGAUGAAGGGGCUCCACGUCACAGUAACCUAAGUUGGCAGGAAGAAAAUGCUGCCCUUGAGAUAGAUAGAUCUUCAGAGGGAUCCAGUUUAAGCUAAGGCAAGAAGGGCUCUAGAUCUUAGUACCCUGCCCAUAGACCAUUCCUCCUCACAAUUCGGUUACCUUCUCCCAGUUGCUGGCUUCCUCACCAGACACAAGGGGGUAAUGAAGAUUCUAUCUGCCACUCAGUAAGCCUGCUCUCCAGUCGACUGAAGAAGAGAGACUUGUCACCUCGGCCAGUGUUCUUUGUUCCAAGUAGUUGUAAAAUUUGAAUUCAUUUUAAUGAAGUGUUCCUUCUGUAAAGGUUUAGAUAGAAGCCCAAAUGUAUAGCAAAACGCAUGUAAAUAAACUCUACAUAACCUGACAUUUCAUAUCUUAUAGCAUCUUCUUGGUCAAAUGUCUAAUAAAAAUUUAGAUUGUUAUUUUCAAAUUACCAUAGUUCCUGACACUUGCCCUUUUUAUCUGUGUUUCUGAGAAUUUGUAGACUGUAUAUUGUUAUACUUAAUGCGAAUUUAACUCUCUUUAUUUUUAAAGAAUUUAUUUGCUUUUUGAGUUCUUUGUGUUUUUUUCCCUCUAUCUUUUACCUGGGUGCUUUUCUCUCUUUUUGUGUCUUAAGUUUUGUAUCGGUUGUCAUGUAUUCAUCCAUUUUACCAUAAGACAUUCUUCAGAGCAUUAGGAUGGGAAAGAAACCUCAAGAAAGGCCAAGUCCUGGAUUUCAGAUAGCCAGUGGACAUUCAGUCAGUACUUGAUGAGUGAAUAAGGUAUACCUAAACUAGGAGAGUCUGCCCACACAUUGUAAAAAUGCUGAAUGCCUUCACACUGUGUGUGUGUCUGUAGUUCCUUACAGGCCCCGCCCUUCCCUAUCACUUUAUAGCCACCUGCUACCUGUCUGGCCCUAUAAGCUUUUCAGCUUAUGACUCUGGGAAUCUUUCAGGACAUGACACCAUGCUUUGUUAAAAACUCUCAGGGAGGAACAUCCACAGCCCAUCUUGCUAAGUGCUGUCACUUUAAAGUGCUAGGCUAUCUGUUCUACAUGGAUGUAUUUUAAAACCGCCUGUGUGCUUUAAGCCCUUUGUUUAGUCCUUUGUGGAGAUGCCCAUCUUAUAAAUUAAUAUAGUUAUAGAAUCAAAUUAAAAUGGUUCAAUCCUACAUUUAACUUAAGAAUAUUGGAAAUAUUUUUAGGUAUAACUUAGCUAUGGUGAGCAUGUUUUCUCUGAGCCCAAAUGGGGAUAAAUCAUUAUAGUGAGGAUAUUUAACAUCAGGACCAUCCCCCCAAAUCUGAUAUGUAGGUUUACCCUUUCUCUAGCUCAGCUUUCCAACCUUUUUUUUUUUUUAGUUAUUAUUUUCAUUGACCAGGUCUCAUUGCUGUUUCUUAUUCCUUAUCUCAGGUUGACCACUCUGAUAAAUUUGAACUAGAAUUCAUGUGUUAUACUGGGAUUCUCUACUGACUUUUAUACACGAGUGGGCCAUCGUGGGUUCAUUGAAAAUUUCUUUAUUAAGGUAGGCUAAACAACAACCUCAAAAUCUCAUUGACUUAACACAUUUGAAGUUUGUUUCUUGUUCCUGUAACAGUUCACAAAGAUUCAGGGACCCAGAUUCCUUCAUUCUGUGGCUCCACCAGCCUCCAAGGCUUCAGAGUCCUCUGCCCCAUCUUCUGUGUUCUGUCGAUGUGCAGGGGAGGAGAGAGGGUGGGGGACCAUGCAUGGGAAGUGGUGUCUGCCCAUCCCAUCGGCCUUCCUAAGUCCCCUGGUCGUGCUGAGGGGCAAGGGAGGCUGGGGAAUUCGGUGAACUGCAUGCCCUGGAGGAAGAGCAAACAUUUUUGAAGUUCAUAGGCACCUGGCCACUUAGGUACUUGACAUGGAUGAUCCAUGGCAGACUCAACACUGCGACGCAUCUUGUUUUCAGCUGUAGUAGCAGUGUUUUUUGAAGACAUCUCUUUAAAAUUUUGCUUUUCGUUCUGGUAGGGAAGUCUGUUAAAAUAACACCUAACCUGGAAGAGUUUGAGGAUUUUAGGGUUUUAGGGUUAGGUAGUUUUCAAUCAGCCAGUUCUUUCCUUACAUCUCCAGAAACUUUGCAAAUUUCUAAUAUGGAGUGGGUUGCAGGAAGAACUAAGCAAGGUUGGGAAUGGGGAAAAGAAUAAAGUUUCACAACUUCUCUAGAACCCUUUUAGUAGUCCAAAGACUCAGGCCACCCAGGCACCGGUGACUCUUGGGAUCUGGUGGUAAGUACAGACCUUCCGUCACCACCAACUCUUUCAGCUUUCUGCCUCCUAGAGCAACGCAGGGGCUCCCGGUUCCUCCUCCUGGUACCUGGCAGCCGGGGCAGGACGUGGUCCCUGGGAGGCUCCUGCCCCCAGUGCAGGAACUGGUAGUUGAAGAGAAGCUAAACUUAUGUUAGUGGCCACUCCUGUCCAGGAAAUGCAGCUCCCACCCUUAGAAGGCAACGGGAAAAUUAGACUGUAUGUCUACCAUUUUGUUUAAACAAACGCGUCUGCAAUCUAACGCUGUUGACCACUUUCCAGUUUUUUUCCGACUGGUCAAUUCCAAGGUGCAUCAAUUCCAAGGUGCACAUUUUUUCACACUUUGACUUUUCUGAAAUAUAAGCCACAGCAUCAACGGCAGCAUUUCCCCCUCAAUGUUUCCUAAAGUAACGACAGAUCCUGCAGUUGAUGGAGUCUUGCUUGGAUUGAUGAAACGUGAUGCUCCUUUAAUAUUAUAUAUGCCGUGGUCACGUUGAGUUGUGAUCUUUAGCAAUAGUAAUGGACUAGUGCUGAUUUAUGUUCAGCUGACCCCCCAAAGUCAACAUUUUGUGUUGAAUAUUUGUUUUAUCAGUUAUUAUUCUAUAUUCAUUUGGGAUAUUUAAAGUAUCGUUAUGCAGUUGUUAUAAUUUAAAAGUUUACGUUUAUUGAACGCGUAAUGUGCCUGACAUUUUCCCAAGAUCUCUACAUCUAUUAACUAAUUUACUCUUCACAACAGCGUCAUGACUUAAUUGCUACUAUCCUCAAUUUACGAAUGAGAAACUGAGAGACAGAUUAGGUAAUUUCCCAUGGUCACACAGCUACUAAGUGGCAGAGCCAGGAUUCAAGCCCAGGCAGUGGGGUUCCAGAAUGCCCUCUCUUUAUAUUACAGUUAUCUUCAUUGUUCUUUAGCUAACUGGGGACUUUAGCUAAAGUCAAUUCUUACAUUUUUUUCCAAGGUGCACUUUAAUUAUAGCUUUAUUCGCUGUACCAUCACCAUUGUCUUUUACUUGUUUUAAACCAGGGUUUGGGGUUUAAGAAAGAUAAAAGUCUUUAAAAAAAAUCUAUAUCCAUGUAAACAGUACUUAUAGGGAAAAAUCAUUUUUUUUAAACAUCAAACAUCUUUGUUCCUACAAGUUAUUUUGGAAUGAUGUUCAAUUUUUGGUUAAAAAUCUACGUUUUGUGUUUAACAUCCUUUAUCCCAUUAUUAUUCAUGAAGUAGACCAUUACAUUAAAGUUUGCACAUAGUGUUGGAUAUAUACAUUUUACUUGCAGUCUUAUUGUCAUAUGGCUUUCGUAUACAAACACUUGCCCUUCUAUAUGUCUAUUCUAUUGUCAGUAUUCUGUGUUAGAUUACAAUCUUAAAUACCACUCUAUGUAUUUUUCUUUAUAUUCUAUUAUUAAAUAGUAUUAAUGCUUAAUAAUGUUAAUAGAUAAGUAAUAUAUGUCUAUUUAAAAAAUCAUUAUUGCAGUAGAGGUUUUUUUUUUUUAAUGAUUUUGGUCACUGUCUCCUAAGAAGAAAAGAAAAUAGGCAAAAUGGAACUCUGUCUUUCAUAAUGACAACUAGUCACUAAAGGCAAGAAACCAAUAGACACAUCUGGAACAGUGGAUAGACAGUGGAUCGAGAUGGUGGUAGGUGACAGUUUAGUUUAAUAUAAUCAUCUACCUAAUAAUUUGCAUGCUUACUUGAGCCAGACACUGUUAUAAGCAGUUCACAUGGAUUAACUUAUUAAAUCCUAACAAGCCUAUAACGUAAGUGCUAUCAUUGUCCCUAGUUUACAGAUAAGGAGACUGAGACACAGACGUUUAACUUUUACAUGACAACAAUGCGUUAGAUUUUUGUAGCCGUUCCCUAAACUAUUGGUAUUAUUGUCAUUAUCUUAAUUUUGAGAAAACAAGAUUUGGGAGUUUGAGAGCCCUCUUUCCCUCCCACCCCCAAGGUCACUCAGCUAGUAAACAGAACAAAGACACCAACCCUAGUUUUUUGACUCCAAAUCUGAUAAUUUUUCCAACACGGUGCUGACUUCAUUUCUGCCAGUACCCAUCGCUCUGUCCUACGUGGGUCUGUGGUGCUUCUGUUUUCCAUAUUCCAUUGUUGUAGAAAAUGUUAGUGGAGAGUAUUAAACACAUCUGAGUCUUCAGGCUCUGAGAAUGUGUCCUGGGUUUUCCCACGGAAGCUCUAUCUCCUUCUUCCGUCCUCUCCCUGUGAACCCUGCAGCCGCAGUGCCAGGCAGUAAAGGAGUCCAGAUCUGCAGGCCAUCUGGGCUUUUAUUUAAAUCCUUGUGUAUCUUGAAACGAACCCUCUGUCUGGCUCUGUUGUCCUCACUGACCAGAUCUCCUGAACUGAGCUCUGUCCAUUUGGUAUAAACAUAACCAUUGCAGCGUGUUUAAACUGGUGCUGGGGAAGGGGUGUGUGUGUGUGUGUGUGUUUGUGUGUGUGUGUGUGUGUGUGUGUGUGUGCGCGCGCGCGCGCACGUGUGCCCGUGCAUGUGUGUAUUUAAAUGUGACCUUGCCAGAUAGCUGAUUUGACCCAUCACUGAAAUGGUGGGUCGGUUGGUCAAUACAUCACAGGUGAAAGAACACAGAAGUGAGUCACAAGGCUGGAGUUAUGGACCGCCUGGCUCUGCUGUCUAUCCGAUGGCCAUGUACUUGUCAGCUCUAGUUUCUUCAUCUAUUAGAAGUACAUGAUGGAGCUUCCCUGGUGGCACAGUGGUUGAGAGUCCGCCUGCCGAUGCAGGGGACACGGGUUCGUGCCCUGGUCAGGGAGGAUCCCACAUGCCACGGAGCAGCUGGGCCCGUGAGCCGUGACCGCUGAGGCUUCGUGUCCGGAGCCUGUGCUCCGCAACGGGAGAGGCCACAACCGUGAGAGGCCCGCGUACCGCAAAAAAAAAAAAAAAAGUAUGUGAUGGAGGAAAGAGGGCUUCCUCCCUUGAUAAUGGGUACUGCUUCCCCACUACCUGUUAUAUAUUAGUCACUAGCUCCCUAAUCCUUGCAAUAAUAUUGAGAAGCAGAUACUUUUCCUAUCUUACAAAUGGGAAACUAAAGCUGAGAGAAGUGAAAAACCUUGCCCAGUGGCUCACAGCCAUUAUGGGUUAGAGCAGAAAUUUGAAGCCAGGUCUAACACUGAGUUAGUGCAUCCCCAGCUAUCCCUUUUUGCCCCUCCAGUGAUGUAUGCGAACUCAGUUUGCAGCCAUUUAGGUGAUAUUGAAGGGAUGAACAUGAGCACGUAGAGUGAGAAGUCUUUCUGGUCGUUUAGUCUAGCCCCUCAAGUUUACAGAUGAGGAAAUUAUAAAGUGGUCGUAUCAUUACAAAUAUUUUGGUGCUACAUAGGAUGGUUUGCUUUCACCCCACUUUUAGCUUCAUUUUAUCUUUGUCUUAGCUCAGGCUUCUGUAACGAACAAACAUAGACUUACCAUAGGCUUAUAAAUAACAGAAAUUUAUGUCUCAUUGUUCUGGGGUUUGGAAGUCCAAGAUCAGGAUGCCAGCACGGCCGGGUUCUGGUGAGAACCCUCUUCCAAGUUACAGACCACUGACCGCUCCUUGUGUCGUGGUGUGGCAGAGAGCAGGGGUAGGGGAGGAAGUGAGCUCUCCCGUGACUUUUAUCAGGGCACUAAUCCCUGGGGGCUCCACCCCAUGACCUCACCUUAGAAGUCUCCCGUGUGUGUCUCUUCUGGAAGUACCCCUCAAAUACCACUCUCUUGCCUUUGUGAUAAUCAUUUCCUUGCUUACCUUUAUGCUUUUGCCACUUAUGUAUGUAUGUAUCCUUGAACAAUUUUACCUGGUUUUGAGCUCGUAUCAAUAAAAUCAUACUGU